Molecule: messenger RNA, 3090 nt
Organism: Spirodela intermedia
Lineage: Eukaryota; Viridiplantae; Streptophyta; Magnoliopsida; Alismatales; Araceae
Source: the annotation of a GenBank genome assembly
AUGGCCGGCGAGGGGAGGGGGGGAGGAGGCGACGCGGGGGAGGGACGACGGGGAGUGUUCCGCGCGAUCGAGGAGUCCAUGCCUGUUUUCGCCAAGGAGCUCGUGGCGGGCGGGGUCGCAGGCGGGAUCGCCAAGACCGCCGUUGCGCCGCUCGAGCGAGUGAAGAUCCUGUUCCAGGUAAAACUCUUACUGCAAUUUUUCCCUCUGUUUUCUUUUGUUGUGCAGUCGGAUUCUCGGAGCAGAUGAGGGAUUUUUGUUCUCCCUCUCUCCUGGCUAGCUUUCCUGCAGAUUAUUCAUGUCGGCCAUGUUCGGGUGGCACGAUCGAGAGAGAGAGAGAGAGGCUUCGGGUAGAGACCUACCUGCAUCGUAGGCGUAGUAUGUCCUCUCCAGAAUUCCACAAUAGUGCUUCUCAUUACAAGCUGAUAGGAUUAUGAAACAACUGGCCAGACCAAAAAUCUUUGGGAAAGGAGAAUUUUAACGAAUGUGCAAAAAUGGAUGGAGAACCUCUUUCAAUGCUCUCUGGUAUCUCUCGGGACUGAAACAAGUUCGAUUUGGAAUCCAUGAUAAAUGAGCGAUUCAGACUGAAACAACGAAUUCCAUUAGUUUUCUUGAGUUAUUUAGCGGGUCUUUGAUACAACCAGCUGACAUCUAAUAAACACCAUAGAAAAUAUACUUGUUUAUAUAAUAAUCGAUCACUCAGGGGCAUGGCCUGCUCGCCAUACUUAUACCUAAAUAUACCAGUGCUUCUCUUUCAGACCAGGAGAGCUGAUUUUCAGAGCGUAGGAUUGCUGGGCUCUUUCCAGAAGAUAAUGCAGAGGGAAGGGAUUCAGGGUUUCUACAGGUCUGCUCUUCUUCUGAUGUUGCAUCAGUCUUUCUAGCAUGGAAUCUCUCUGAUAUUCUCCUGUGGCUUCACUCCAGGGGAAAUGGUGCCAGUGUUGCUCGGAUAGUUCCAUAUGCUGCUUUGCAUUACAUGGCUUAUGAGCAAUAUCGUCGACUGAUCAUCCUCAGUUUCCCCACUCCUAUACGAGGACCUGUGCUUGAUCUUCUUUCAGGAUCGGUUGCAGGAGGAACAGCGGUUAUCUUGACUUAUCCACUUGAUCUAGUCCGCACUAAACUAGCAUAUCAGGUAAAAGAAGACUUAGUCAAAAGGUAAUUUCUUCCCCUCCCAAUUUGGAGGUUUGAAUUAUUGUGUGGACCUGCAGGUUGUAAGUCCAACCCAGCUGAAUAUGAGAAUGCUGUCUCCAACGGAGCAGGUUUACAAAGGAAUCGUUGACUGCAUUCUAAAGAUCUACAGGUCAUGUGGCAUAAGAGGCCUUUACCGCGGUGUUGGUAUGUAUCAAGAACAAGAGUUGCUUCUGUUUUUGCGAGAUAACCAUUGGAAGCUUUAUAAUUCUAGAUAGCCGCCUUGUUGACCAAACUAAUACUAGAUGUCUCUGUAAGAAACAGUUAGAUACAUAUAUGAAAUCCAUAACCAUGAGAUAAGUGAGACUAAAACCUCCCAGAGAAUUAUCCACUGCAUUCAGUCUGCAUCGCUUAAUGGACACCCAGAUCUUCUAUAAAGCUAGGCAACCCUAGAGACUCCUGGAGAUCAGAUCACAUUGGUCUUCAAAAAAGAAGAAUUCUUCUUCGAUGCUACAGAGAGAAGGUAGUCGAAAUAAUUGCCAUUGAUGGUGCUCGCUCCCAUAAUCCGAACCCUCACUGUCUUCACCACAUGUUCAGCCUCCUGGCUAGCAAUAUCGUGACUAUUCAUCAAUCCCUCUCCAUAAAAUGGUGGAUAAGACCCCGUAGAUCUUCCAGCAGAUGCCGUCACAACUCUUCCUGUUCUUGCCUGGUUCUUGAAUGAUGCUGGGGUAAAAUCUCUUAUUUUUCACUAUAGAACCUGGCCGUUUUAUUCUAAGAUAUCGGCUCAAUGAUCAUAUACCAAAUUCAGAUUCACUAGAUGUUCCGUUCAAAUGAAUCAAGCUUUUGAAUGAGCAUUAAUUUAUUGGAAUUGUCAAGCUUUUCUGUUUAUAUUAUCUGGGGAACUCUACUUCUCCUGAUCUUGCGGGUGCGUCUACCAAAUCUAUACAUGCAGCAAACUUGUUCCGUGGUCAAAACAUAGUGGUAUGAAAAGAUGUCCUGUUCUUCCCCGGUUCAUUCACCAGCAACUCCAUCCUUUAGAAGAAUUUUUCCCCACAUUAAAUCUAUAAUUGAAAAGAUUUUAUGGCCGUGCUACUCGGACUCGGAUCUGAUGUCUCUGUAGAGAACAGCAAGUUCUCUCUUUAGAAGCUUACACUCGCUCUGUCUCUCUCUAGACUAGUUCACAUCUUCUUGUGCUCAGCAUCAUACUUGUCAUGAGAAAAAUGACUCUCUGUAUAUAUAGUCUGUCCAAGCUUAGCCUGGUGUUCGUCAGAACCAUAGAUAUAUAUAUGUAUAUAGUAUUUAUGGAUUAUUGGUUUCUGGUCAGGCCCGUCGCUGUACGGAAUCUUCCCAUACUCUGGUCUGAAGUUCUACUUCUACGAGGAGAUGAAGACCCACGUCCCAGAGGAGCACAAGGAAGACAUCGCCGUCAAGCUCGCCUGCGGAUCCAUCGCCGGCCUGCUCGGCCAGACGUUGACCUACCCUCUUGACGUCGUCAGGCGGCAGAUGCAGGUACCGUCUCCCUUUCCCAUCACCGCCUCUAGAAAGUCGAAGUGCGAAAGAGAUUUUUCCGUCUUCCUCAGGUGCAGGCAUUCUCCGAGUCAACCCAGCGAGUCGGGAAGGGCACAUUCGGAAGCCUCGUUCUGAUCUUCAGAAGGCAAGGCUGGCGGCAGCUCUUCUCCGGUCUCAGCAUCAACUAUCUCAAGGUCAACCAUCCUCCUCCUCGCCUCGCCCACAAAGAUCGCCAGAAAAAAAGGGAAUAUGGAAAAAUGGGCCCUUUUAGUUUAUCCGCAGAAUAUUCAUCUCUCUGCGACGAUUCCUCUGCAGGUGGUUCCGUCGGUGGCGAUCGGAUUCACCGUCUACGAUCAGAUGAAGUCGCUGCUGAGGGUUCCGUCGAGAGACGACGGCCCGCCCGUCGAGGCGGUCAAGGAGGAGAUGACCCGCCACGCGACGUCUCUGCGUUCUCCGUGA